Molecule: messenger RNA, 3114 nt
Organism: Columba livia (rock pigeon)
Lineage: Eukaryota; Metazoa; Chordata; Aves; Columbiformes; Columbidae
Gene: TBC1D22B
Product: TBC1 domain family member 22B
Exons: 13
Coding region: 149-1711 (520 amino acids)
Biological process (GO): activation of GTPase activity
Molecular function (GO): GTPase activator activity
Source: RefSeq, a predicted model, not a curated record
CGCCGGGGGCAGCGGGCGGGCGGCGGUGAGGCGGCCUGCGGGGGGUCGCCGCCUUCCUCCGCGCUCCGCCGCUGCGCCGCGGGGCCGGCCGGCCGGUGGGCUCGCUCGCUCGCUGGCUGGCCGGCCGGGCCCGCUCCUCCCCUCCGCCAUGGCGGCCGAAAGUGGUCGCCAGUUCUGGAAGCGGAGCGCCAAGCUGCCGGGCAGCAUUCAACCUGUCUACGGAGCACAACACCCUCCACUGGAUCCCCGGCUCACCAAAAAUUUCAUCAAGGACCGCUCCAAGGCCAACGCGCUGCCUAUGAAAAGCAAGAAGGCCUCCAGCUUUCACGAGUUUGCCCGCAACACCAGUGACGCCUGGGACAUCGGUGACGACGAAGAUGAGGAUUUCUCUUCCUCGUCUUCCUCUUUGCAAACUCUGAACUCUAAAGUGGCCAAGGCCACGGCGGCCCAGGUUCUGGAGAACCACAGCAAGCUGCGGGCAAAGCCUGAGCGGGCCCAGGCCGCGCUCAGCGACGUGCCCACCAACUGCAAGGUCAUCAAGUCCAGCAGCGAGGCCCAGCUCUCCAGGACGUCUGAGGAGGCCUGUGUGCGCACCCCCCUCCAGAAGCAGCAGUCCCUUCCCCUUCGGCCCAUCAUUCCGCUCGUCGCCCGAUUCUCUGACCAAAAUGCUUCGGGUGCUCCCCCCAUGACGGUGAGGGAGAAAACCCGCCUGGAGAAGUUUCGGCAGCUCCUUUCCAGCCACAACACGGACCUGGAUGAGCUGAGGAAAUGCAGCUGGCCCGGUGUGCCCAGAGAGGUCCGGCCCGUGACGUGGCGUCUCCUCUCAGGUUAUCUCCCCGCAAACAUGGAGCGGCGAAAGCUGACUUUGCAGCGCAAGCGGGAGGAGUAUUUCGGCUUCAUCCAGCAGUAUUACGAUUCCCGGAACGAGGAGCACCAUCAAGACACCUACCGACAGAAAGCACGGCUGGUGUGUGUGACCCACCCUCUCUUCCAGAUCCACAUCGACAUUCCACGGACCAACCCACUCAUCCCCCUCUUCCAGCAGCCGCUCGUCCAGGAGAUCUUUGAAAGAAUCCUGUUUAUCUGGGCCAUCCGACACCCAGCCAGCGGCUACGUGCAGGGAAUCAACGACCUGGUCACUCCCUUCUUUGUCGUGUUCCUCUCGGAGUAUGUUGAAGAGGACGUGGAGAACUUCGACGUGACGAACCUGUCGCAGGAUGUUUUACGGAGCAUCGAAGCCGACAGCUUCUGGUGCAUGAGCAAGCUGCUGGACGGGAUACAGGACAACUACACCUUUGCACAGCCCGGCAUCCAGAAGAAAGUCAAAGCCCUGGAGGAGCUGGUCAGCCGGAUCGAUGAGCAGGUACAUAAUCACUUUAGGAAGUACGAGGUCGAAUACCUGCAGUUCGCCUUCCGCUGGAUGAACAAUCUGCUGAUGAGGGAGCUGCCGCUUCGCUGCACCAUCCGCCUCUGGGACACCUACCAGUCGGAGCCAGAAGGAUUCUCCCAUUUCCACCUGUACGUCUGCGCCGCAUUUUUGAUCAAGUGGCGGAAGGAGAUCCUAGAUGAGGAAGAUUUCCAAGGCCUUCUCAUGUUGUUACAAAACCUGCCCACGAUACACUGGGGGAACGAAGAGAUCGGCCUCCUGCUCGCCGAAGCCUACAGACUCAAGUACAUGUUUGCGGAUGCCCCCAAUCAUUACCGCCGAUAGGUGCCAGGACUCGACUCCCUCCUCUCCCCCGUGUUCCCUCCUCCUGGCCCGAUCUGAUCACUGUGGCAUUUUUGUCGUCCCGAAUCCUCGGACGCUCCGGCCGGGCGCUGCUCCUUGCUGUACAAAGCUCACGUUGACUCUUGUCUUAACUCCCAACGCGUGCCUGUCUGCCACUCCAUGCGCCUGAUGUGCCGCUCCAACCGCCCUCAGUAUUUCAGGCCGUGCCGGCGGCUCGAGCCGGGGAGAGAGGCUGGAAGGGGCUGGGGGCACAUGGAGGGCAGCUUUACCAAUAAACUGAGCCCAGGAUCCUGCCCUCCUAUCCUCUCCGCCCCAGGCUUGUCCGGCUGGGACCACCUUGGCUUUGCUGCCACCACCCGCGCUGUCCCCUCUGCUCCUUCUGCUGCCGUUUGCUCCACCUCGCAGGUGAAAAUGCCUUAUCAGAGCCCCACCUGGCUGCAAAAUCCUCCCCCCAGGGGCGGCAGAAGCGUCGCUCGGGGCCCAGAUUUGUUCUGAGGGGCUUGAGACCCCAAGCACUUUGUGGGUUCGUGAGAGAGCCCCUCGCCUGCCCUCUCUCCCCCCAGGCUCUUGGCCUCCCUCUCCCCCGGCAGCGGGACGGCCAUGGGGCCACGCUCACUCCAUCCACGCGCGGUUCGAACGGUGCGUGUAAGCUUGACGGGACUUUUGGGGACUGAUGUGCUGCUGGUACAGCCCCCAGCACGGGGCGGGGGAGCAGCACCUCCCAAAAACCCCCCUUGCAAAGCCCUCGCUCCUCCGAGGCGUUCUGUGUAUAUUGUGUUCUUGUGUAUAUGGGUCAGAGAUGUACAAUAUAUGUUUUUCUGUUUGUAGCAGAUAAUGAUUUUAUAUUUAUAAUGUGCACCCCUUGUUCUCCCAUCCCCUCUACGCCUGGGGACGGUGGCGUUGGGCUUUGGGCCCCUCCCGAGGUUUUGGGGACAUUUUGGAGCCGCCGGUAUUUCUGCUCCAAGGUGUUUUGGUGGUGUUGGAUGUGCCAGAAGAGCUGUGUUAGAAAUACCCAUCUCAGGCUUCCUGCACACAGAGGAUUCGGGUGUUCAAAGGAGAUGGAGCUCCCAGUGGGGAGCUGUGUUAAAACAGGGUACUGGGGCUCGUCGGCUGGAUCGUGUCCCUGUGCGGCCGGUGGCUCUGGGAGGGACAAUCCCUAUGGGGACGUGUCCUCACUGGUGUUGCCACCCUCCGCUUUUAAAUCAAACCAAUCGUGAAUGUUUUAACGGGACGUGUUCCGUGUUGUGCCAAGGGACCGCUCUGGCUCUCCCGCGGGCCGUGGGGACGAUGCCGGGGGACACGGAGGGUGGGGACGGGCAGCGGGGCCGAGCAUGUGAAAGGCAGAGCCUUGUUGCCAAUAAAACUCCAAACAGUGUCUCAAGAAA